This is a messenger RNA of Eriocheir sinensis (Chinese mitten crab), 6886 nucleotides long. RefSeq names its product gastrula zinc finger protein XlCGF17.1-like. Lineage: Eukaryota; Metazoa; Arthropoda; Malacostraca; Decapoda; Varunidae. Gene Ontology annotation, cellular component: transcription regulator complex; PcG protein complex. Bases 647 to 1678 code for a protein of 343 amino acids. The record is from RefSeq and is a predicted model, not a curated record. Gene Ontology annotation, molecular function: RNA polymerase II cis-regulatory region sequence-specific DNA binding; DNA-binding transcription factor activity, RNA polymerase II-specific. The transcript is spliced from 3 exons. Gene Ontology annotation, biological process: regulation of transcription by RNA polymerase II.
CCAUCAUCAUCACCAUCAUCAGCCGGGCCGUGUUGUUGUCCUCCCGCCGUGCAGGAAGAGCCGCGCCACGCCUUUCCUCCCUCUCUGCGGGGCGUGUGGGAGACUCUCAGGCCGCCUUGAAGAUACAUCAAGGCCAAGGAAGAUUUUGGGCUGAAGAAGGAGCAGGAGGAAGGCGGGAAGAAGACAGGAGGGCGAAGCAUCUCCCCUCCCAACGAGUUGCGUCAUAGCACAGGACAGCCACGCCAGGCAGGGAAGACAGGAGGGCGAGGAAGGGAAGACAGGAGGACAAGGAGGAGAAAACGGGUUAGACGGACGCCUUGCCACCACACGGCCGCCCCGGGAAGGCAGCAGCUGACUGACUGGCUGGCUGUCACGGGCAGACGCCUUGGUCUCGGCCCUGCUGGCGGGCGGCACCCCAGGCCGGGUGUACACAAGGAAGGUGCAGAGAAGAGGCCAAGGUGGUGAUCUGAGCCCCUCACCUCACCUGCUUGGCCCACCUGCAGGACUCCCUUGGAAGGACAAAUAAACACACAAAGGAGUAACUCAAGACAGGAGUAAAGCAACCCUGAGACUAACUCCAUCUGGGUCAGCAGCAUCUCUUCCUCCCUAGAUACAGGUGUGCUGGUAUCGUCACUGGCCGGACAAGAUGAUGCCUGAAACGAUGGCGAUCAAGGAGGAGACGGAGACCGAGACUGUGUUGGUGGUGGAUGGGAUUGAGGAGGAGGCGACGGACAUAACAGUCACGACGGACAUGGAUGACGUGCCCACCGCCAGCGUCGAGUUGGAGGAGUGCUCCGUCACCUCAAUCUUCGUCCACACGCGGCACGAACUGGGGGACUGUGAUGAGUGCAGGCGACGACUGGCGGGCGUGGAGGGCGGGACGCAGGUGGCCAUGAACAUCACUCAGAAACAGCUGCCGAAGAACUUCAUGUGUCACGACUGCGGGAAGAUGUUCACCAACAAACGCACGCUGACCCGGCACACCCUCACCCACACCGGCAUCAAGAAGUUCGACUGUCCGAAAUGUUUGCGGAAGUUCGGCCGGAAGAGCCACCUGGACCUGCACCUCCUCACCCACUCUGGCAUCAAGAACAUCGAGUGCCCUGAAUGCGAGAAGAAGUUUGCCCGACGGAGCGACUUCACAAAACACGCACUGACCCACACCGGCGCCAAGAACUUCGAGUGCGAGGACUGCGGCAAGACGUUCGGGCGGAAGAGCCACCUGGAAAUGCACUCCGUCACCCACACGCAGAUCAAGGAGUUCCAGUGUAUGACGUGUGGGAAGAUGUUCGCCCGCAAGCAUGACCUCACCAAACACGCGCACAUUCACACGGGGGUCAAAAGCUUCAUCUGCAUGGAGUGUGGGAAGUGUUUUGCUCGGAAGGCUCAUCUCCAGGUGCAUAAGCUGGUCCACACGGGCGUUAAGGACUACGAAUGUAUUCACUGUGGGAAGUUCUUUGCACGGAGCAGCGACCUCAACAAGCACAUCCUCACCCACACCGGCGAGAGGCGGUUCGAGUGCGUGGAGUGCCUCAGAACCUUCCUCCGCAAGAGUCACCUCAAGAGCCACAGCCUCAUCCACUCUCAGAUGAAGACCUUACAGUGUCCAUACUGCGGGAACAUGUUUGCACGGAAGAGCGACCUCAAAAAACACAUCCUUAUUCACGAUUCGCAAUAACAACAUGAACUUGGAGUGCUCGGUAUGCAUGAAUAAGUUAACACAGAACAGGGCCCAAAAAAAACACUUAUUUGCGUCUCUGGUGAGGAAUGGGGGAUGUGUCAAGCCAGGUGUUUGUGAAGGGGUGCUCUGAGAUGAUGGUUAAAUGCCCUGGAGAUAGACAACUAGUGAUGGGGUGGUGGUGAUGGACAAACUCUUAACUCUUAGCAUCAGCAUUGCCGUUGUUUUGGUUGCAGUGGUAGUUGUCCCGAGAUUAGGUUAACCGCCAUCUGAUCUAUACACUUAUACGAUAUUCAUGUGUCCCUAGCUACCCAUUUAUCUAAGUACAUAUUCAUUAGUGUCCAUUUAGUAGUAUCUAUCAUAUACUAAGCUGUGUCUAUUCAUCUUAUACCUAUCGCACUGUUUCUUCACUUGUCCUUAUCUGUGUUUAUUCACCUAGAUAUUUUUCUCUCAAACUGUUUAUCAUUUGCCAAUUCAGAACUCAAUCAAGUUUUUUUUUUCCUUGCAUUCUUGUAUACUGAAAUCUCCCUCUCUCUCUCCUUCCCCAUUCCACCCAACCUCCUCCUCUGUAAUAUCCCAAACUCCUCUGUAAUAUCCCAAUCUCCUUCCCUGUAAUAUUCCAACCUCCUUCUCUGUAAUAUUCCUCUACUUAUCACUAAGGCAUGGAAACAAACCUCACAUAGUCUUGCUGUCCUCAUUAGAAAGUGGUAUGAAGAGGAGAGAGAGAAGAGUGUCCUGUAAUAUUAAUAUCAUACAUACAUAGUCAUUCAUAGCUGCAAGGUAUUUCGAGGUCAGCGUGUCGCGAACGCUCCGUCUCGUCAAAACGCAUCUUCAUAUUGGAUUUCCAGUGCCUCUGUAGCCUAGUAGUUUGUGUGCCUUAAUGCCCUGCUGAUAACUUGUAGACAUGCACUUGAUUCCCUUCUUUGUGUUGAGAACUUGAGAGGCACACUACACUCCCACUUGUGUUAAUCGUGUGUUCUCUUCUUUGUACGGCGAGACAAGCUGGUUUGGUACAGAGACCGUGGCAUAUGGUUACGUCACUUUCGGUCCUCUCAAGUGUACAGUGCGUUCAGAGCCACAAACAACACCACACUCGCACUCGUUUCAUAAUUACGAUUGCAAUUUGUAGGGCAAGAAGAUGAGGUGGUAUGGUACAGAAUAUGGUGCAUGAUUUCUUUAUUUACCUGUCUGGUCACCUGCGUGUUGCGUUGAUGAGAGCUGUGUCGCACUUCCACUUGUGUUUCGUAAGUGUGUUAUCACCUUGACGGACAGGACGAGCUGGUUUGGUAGAGCGUGGCGCGUGACUACACUGUUUACCUGUCUCCUCACCUGUUGUGUUGAGCUGUGUCGCAUUUCCACUUGUGUUUCGUAAGUGUGUUCUCACCUUGACGGACAGGACGAGCUGGUUUGGUAGAGCGUGGCGCACGAUUACACUGUUUACCUGUCUCCUCACCUGUGUUGUGUUGAUGAGAGCUGUGUUUCACUUUCACUUGUGUUUCGUAAGUGUGUUCUCACCUUGACGGACAAGACGAGCUGGUUUGAUAGAGCGUGGCACAUGAUUACACUGUUUACCUGUCUCCUCACCUGUUCGUUGUGUUGCGAGCCACACCGCACUUUUAUUCGUGUUUUGUAAUCGUGCGUUGUCACUCUUAGGGGUAAGACGUGAUUAUAUUACUCAUCUGUUUUCUUCCUCUCACCUGAUUUUCAACCCGAGUUUCUUAGCACCACACUUGUUUCCUUUCACUGUGCACUCCCUGUUUUGCUACGUUGAAUUGUGUUUGGGUAUUUGCAAGUUGAGACGUGGGUUAGGUUAGUAAGUACAGCAUAUAUGAAUUAAUAUUUGUAUCGUUUUCACACUCGAGUGGGUGAAGAAGGGAGGGAACAUAAGCGCUGAUGAUGAAGUUGUAAGCAAGAUGAAUAGAGCAGAAGUGGAUGAAGAGGCUACAAAAGAGAUGAAAAGGUGGAGUGAGUAAGAAAGAAUUGAUAAGUGAAGGGAAGGCAUCAAACACUGAGAAUAUUAUGAGGCAGGAGAAAGGAGGAAGAGGAUUAAGAGAUUUAUAAGAGGAUUAAGAGGAUUACGAAUUUUAGAGUAGAAAUGGAUGACUGUGACGAAGGAAAUGUUAAAAAAAAAUCCUAGACGAGACAGAAAAAAAGAAAAUUCAAGUCGAAGAUUUUAACACAAACCGAAAAACAACUAAAAUUUUAAGGAUAGAGAAAAGAAGAACGAGGAAAGGAACGCAUUUUCCCGAGAGUGCAGUCAAGUAUAGCGGCCAACCAAAGAGGACGUGAAGUGAACUAGCCCAGGGUUACCUCAGGGUUGGGUGCCUGACCAUAGGGAGCGAUAGGAGACCAGGAUGUAAAUAAGACAAACAAGGCUGAGAGGUGAUACUUAAAAGCCUUAUACAGUGAUUUACCUUUUUUCUUACACUCGAGGAAACAUAUCAACGGCAAAAGAAAGAUACAGAAAAACCAAAGCCCACUAGCAUAGAAAGUGAUAAAGACCAGAAUGUAAAUAAAGUAGAGAAGGCUGAGAGAUGACACAUUAUAGCCUUGUACAGUGAUUUACCUUUUUUACACUCGAGGAAACAAAGCAAGGGUAAUAAAAAGAUACAGAAAAAACAAAGCCCACUAGCAUAGAAAGUGAUAGAGACAGUGCAGCGAGGAGACCAGAAUGUAAAUAUGACAAACAAGGCUGAGAGGUGGGGCGGAUUUAUGGUGUGUGGGGCCCAAUGCCAGUGGGAAUGCGUGGCCCUAAACAGGACCUCAAAGCUGCAUGGGGUGUCAUUUAUAAGUUAAUUAUAAUCAAGAUAAUCAUCAAACUAAUUGUAAUUACAUAUUUGUAAAUUCAUGAAACUAAAUAAUGAAAAUAAUUUUGUUCAUUAAUUACAAAACUAUAUGUCUAUUAUUUAUGGAAGAAAAUAUUAAUUGCUAAAUUGAUCUAAAUAAGUUCUAGUUUUAUUUUAUUUGUAUUGUGAUUUUUUGUGACAGGAAAAACAACAAACAAAUAACAAAUUAACGAGUAACUAAUAAAAAUACUUGUUUCCUAAUAAUACCGUACCCCAAAAAAGUUCUACCCUACGGACCAAGGUGCCCUUGUAGCCUUUCAGGUGCACGGAACCUUGUGGGCGUGGGGCCCUUGUGUGCGCGGGGCCUGAGGCCAUGGCCUUCUCGGCCCCUCCCUAAAUCCGCCACUGCUGAGAGGCGACACUUCAUAGCCUUGUACAGUGAUUUACCUUUUCUUAUUACACUCAAGGAAACAAAUCAAAGGCAAAAAAAAGAUACAAAAAACAAAGCCCACUAGCAUAGAAAGUGAUACAGACAGUGCAGCGAGGAGACCAGAAUGUAAAUAAGACAAACAAGGCUGAGAGGUGAUGGUACAUAGCCUUACACUGUGAUCUUUUUUCCCGACAAAGACAGCUCAUCGGCAAAAAAAGAUCCAGAAAAAAUACAAGCCCACCAUAUGACAAUGUGUAUCAAACUGUAUAUGUAUUUAGUGAACACAUCAAUGGUUACUGCCUUGAUGGAUUAAUUAAUUAUAUGUUUAGUAUGCAUGAAAUGUGUAUAUAGGGGAAGGUAUAUAUCUCAUCUCUUAUUUUGGAUGUCUUUAAAUCGUGGUGAGGCGUUACAGAGUUUUCUUGAGUGUCCGGUGAAAAAGAUAAAGAAAAUGGGUUACGUAUCUUUAUCUAAAUUCUGCUGAUGUGCUACAGAUUUUUCUCGUGUCUGCCCAGCGAAAUAAUAUAGAAAAUGAGAUAUAACUUUAAUAUAAUUCUGGCAAGUUGUUACGGGCUUUUCUCAUGUCAGCUCAGCAAAAUAAUAAGAAGAUGGACCCAUGUUGUUACGUCGCUAAAUCUUGGUGAGGUUAUAGAUUUUUAUUGAGUCUCCCUGGUGAGGCAACAUAGAAAAUGGGUCACUCUUGCUGCUGCUGCUUGGUCUUGGUCUUGGUUAUCAGAGGCAUUCAUUCCUGAUGCCUCAAUAAAGGACUGUGUCAACUCUAACUGCUUUCUAGUAAAUAAUGGUACACAAUAAUUAUGUAUGUGCUUUUUUUUCUGUUAAGGGCAUCACUUAUUCAGAUGUAGCAGGUAUAUAUACUUUAUCUCUAUGGCAGUAUCAGUAGGUAUUGAUGAAUUAUUUAGUCUACGUUUAUUAGAUUCAAGAGAAAGAAUUGGUUUACACAUUGAAAUUCAGUUCUCUUGUCUGGUGCUCGGAAGUUAAGUUUAAAUCAGUUUGUCGAGUUAUACACAUGUUAUAAAGGUGUCAUUUUUUUCCUUAAAGACUUUGAUAGUGGAAUGAUUAUGCAGGUCAAUGUAUAGAGUAUAUCCACACAUCUUGCUGAAUGAAAGACACUCACAAUCGCUGGUAUUUCUUGCUCUGAAAAUUUGUUAAUGUCUGUAAUGCAAAAUUUGAGAAUAAAGGAGAAAAUGUGUAGUUUUUUUUCCUUUGAAUUUGACUGCGGAAUAACUCUGCAGGCAAUAUAUAUCCACACGUAUUGCAGCAUGAAAGACACUCACAAUCGCUGAUAUCUCUUGCCCUGAAAAUUUGUUAAUGUCUGUAAUGCAAAAUUUGAGAAUAAAGGAGAAAAUGUGUAUUUUUUUUUCCUUUGGCCGUGGAAUAAUUCUGCAGGCAAUAUAUAUCCACACGUAUUGCAGCAUGAAAGACACUCACAGUCGCUGAUAUCUCUUGCCCUGAAAAUUUGUUGAUGUCAGUAAUGCAAAAUUUGAGAAUAAAGGAGAAAAUGUGUAGUUUUUUUCCUUUGAAUUUGACCGUGGAAUAACUCUGCAGGCAAUAUAUAUCCACACGUAUUGCUGCAUGAAAGACACUCACAGUCGCUGAUAUCUCUUGCCCUGAAAAUUUGUUGAUGUCAGUAAUGCAAAAUUUGAGAAUAAAGGAGAAAAUGUGUAUUUUUUUUUCCUUUGACUGUGGAAUAAUUCUGCAGGCAAUAUAUAUCCACACGUAUUGCAGCAUGAAAGACACUCACAGUCGCUGAUAUCUCUUGCCCUGAAAAUUUGUUGAUGUCUGUAAUGCAAAAAUUGAGAAUAAAGGAGAAAAUAUCUUUUUUUUACCUUCGAAUUUAAUCAUUGAAUAAUCCUGCAAGUAUUGUAUAUUCACAUGUAUUGCUGCAUGAAGGACACUCACAGUUGCUGAUAUCUCUUGCUGUGAAAGUCUAUGAAUGUGUGUAAUGCAAACUUUGAGAAUAAAGGAGAAUUAUGA